Messenger RNA from Exophiala bonariae, 519 nucleotides. RefSeq lists its product as uncharacterized. The record is from RefSeq and is a predicted model, not a curated record. The transcript has a single exon. Lineage: Eukaryota; Fungi; Ascomycota; Eurotiomycetes; Chaetothyriales; Herpotrichiellaceae. Bases 1 to 519 code for a protein of 172 amino acids.
AUGGCAAAAAUCCACCUUCUCCUAGUAGUUGCCCUUUCAUGUCUCACUGCUCUCACCUCCGCCCGCACGAGAAUCUUACACCGAACAUGGAUGUGGAACAUCGACCCAGACCUCUCGAGCCCAGAGUGCGACAAGAACCACCGGGUGAAUGUCAACAUCAAAGUCCGCCCACAACAGCCCGCCGCUAAUCUGAACGCUGAAAAAUGCACAACACUGUACAAAUACUUUGACGGCCAAAUCGGAAGUCCAGAUAUUGACCUUUUCCUCCGCUGCGACGCGAACGACUCCCCCACAAGCUUCGAUGGUGACCAGGACGGGAAACUAGUGUUCACGUACAAAGUGGGUAAGUUUGACGACGCAAUCGAUUGGACCAAACACGGCCAUGUCUAUCAGAAGCUCAACGGUACCCUGAAGGUGAGCGAUCGUGUGUUGGGAGAUGUUGUCGAUGUGGACGUCAAGUUGGGUGUCAAGGUUGACAAGAAAAAGCGCAUCGCCAAGUAUCAGUUCAUUUAUUGCUGA